AUGGGUGCAGUCAGCGAUCCCCAAGCGUCCUAUGUGACUAUCAUUGAUAGCAUCCUCAAAGGCGCUGAUCUAAAUACCAUCUCUGCCAAGCGAAUUCGGAAAGGGCUCCAGGCUCAGCUCGAAUAUGACAUAAGUGACCAGAAGCAACCUAGCCCGCUGCCUAAGAAGCGCUCGAAACCCCAUGACUGCGACGAACAAGACCCGACGCCAUCAACGGAGCAGUUACCUCCACCGAAGAAGAAGAUUAAGAGGAUAUCUCAGUCUCAGGAAGAAGACGAUGCAGCAUACGCGGCGCGCCUGCAAGCGGAGCUAAAUCGGGCCAAGGCUGCUCCACUAGAAGAGGAAAUGAUCGCAAGAAGCCGAAACCGCGACGACGACAGCGAUGUAGCUUCAGGCGAUAAAAAGUCGGUGAAACGUACAGGAGGCUUCCAUAAGCCUCUUAACCUCUCCCAACCUCUCUCUGAGCUUUUGGGCGAAACUCAGCUCUCAAGUCCACAGGUUGUGAAGCAGAUAUGGGCAUAUGUCCGAGAGCGUGAACUACAGGAUCCCAGUGAUAAGCGCCAGAUACGCUGUGAUGGUCGUAUGCACGCUGUCUUCAAGACUAAGCGAGUACAAAUGUGCACUAUGAACAAGAUUCUCAGCCGACAUGUGUACGCUGCUGACGAGUGA
Pseudovirgaria hyperparasitica is the source of this 669-nucleotide messenger RNA. Its product is annotated as SWIB-domain-containing protein. The record is from RefSeq and is a predicted model, not a curated record. The transcript has 5 exons. Gene Ontology annotation, cellular component: RNA polymerase I upstream activating factor complex; nucleus. Gene Ontology annotation, biological process: transcription initiation at RNA polymerase I promoter; nucleolar large rRNA transcription by RNA polymerase I. NCBI's taxonomy places the organism in Eukaryota, Fungi, Ascomycota, Dothideomycetes, Acrospermales, Acrospermaceae. Gene Ontology annotation, molecular function: RNA polymerase I cis-regulatory region sequence-specific DNA binding. The coding region runs from base 1 to 669 and encodes 222 amino acids.